AUGACAAUGGAGGAAAGAAGCAGCCGCAGCGGAAGCAGAGACAGACUGGGACUGAGCUUCACAAUUGACUACCUGCUCUUUAAUAAAGGAGCCAAAGCUUCUAAAGACGAUGCAACAGCAAGUCGUGCUGCAGAGCAGAUAACGAACGGCAUGCCAGAUCGUCAGAAUCCUAAACUCGAAGAGGUGGGGAUUCGCUGUGAGAUCCAAGAGAAGGGUCUACAGAGGUCAGAGGUAGAUGAUGAAAAAAGGAAAGCCAAAGAAGAUGAGGGGGAUGAAGACCAAAAAGAGGAGGGGGAGGAGGAAGUGACCACCACCACUACCACCAAGUCUGCGAGCUGCGGUACAGAGAAGUCUACGGACAAACCCAACCAGUCAUACAUUGCACUCAUCUCCAAAGCGAUCCUGGCGUCUGAGCAGAAGAAACUGCUUCUGUGUGACAUCUACCAGUGGAUCAUGGACCAUUACCCAUACUUCAAGAGUAAGGACAAAAACUGGAGGAACAGCGUGCGUCACAAUUUGUCCCUAAACGACUGUUUCAUCAAAGCGGGCCGGAGCGACAACGGUAAAGGCCACUUCUGGGCGAUCCACCCAUCGAACUAUCAGGACUUUUCCAAUGGAGACUACCACUGCCGAAGGGCAAGACGGAGGGUACGCAGGGUGCCAGGACAGCUCCCGCUUUCCUCCCUGAGCUCGCCCUACCACCCCGCCAUAGUCCGUCCCCACAGAACGACCUGCUGGUGCUGUCCUCAGGCCUCUGCACUUCCUCUGCAAUGCUUGGCACCCAGACUCUACUGGCCUUGGUCCAGCAUGCAGCCACAAGUGGGGCUCUACCUGGGCCUAAAUGCCUCUGUACCCUGAGAUUGAAUUUUUUGUACUGUUGAGGUAUACUAUACUAACAGUUUGGCCCUGAAACACUAUUACUUAAAAGAGAAACUUUUUAAUCUAAUGAUUAUAUCAUUAGGUGAUGUUAAAUCUGAAAUGCACUCUGUCAAUAUUACAUUAUCUUUAUAUGCUUCUUAAUGAGUAAGA
This is a messenger RNA of Oreochromis niloticus (Nile tilapia), 1029 nucleotides long. RefSeq names its product forkhead box Q2 (gene foxq2). Gene Ontology annotation, molecular function: RNA polymerase II cis-regulatory region sequence-specific DNA binding; DNA-binding transcription factor activity, RNA polymerase II-specific. Gene Ontology annotation, biological process: anatomical structure morphogenesis; cell differentiation; regulation of transcription by RNA polymerase II. Bases 1 to 858 code for a protein of 285 amino acids. NCBI's taxonomy places the organism in Eukaryota, Metazoa, Chordata, Actinopteri, Cichliformes, Cichlidae. The transcript is spliced from 2 exons. The record is from RefSeq and is a predicted model, not a curated record.